AUGGAAUAUAUUAAGUUUAAGAAAGGAAGUCCAUAUCCUGAAAAAAGAGGAGGAUCAACUUUACACUGCGUUGCCAAAAAUAAAUUUAUUUUAAUAGGUGGAGGAAAUAGAUCUAAAGAAUUUGGAGACAUUUGGGAAUUAAGCAUUUUAGACAAUAAUGAGUGUGAAUGGAAAUAGAUUAAUAUUCCUUUGAGUGCUUUCACUCCUAGGACAGGACACACAUCUUCAUAAGUUGAUGAAAGCACCAUUUACAUUUAUGGAGGAUAGAAUUUUACAGAAAACAAACAUUAUAAUGAUUUUUUAAAGUUAGAUCUAGAUACAAAUAGCUUACAAAGGCUUAAUAAAAGUAGUGGAGCACUUAAUUUGAACGAACCAACAGAAAGAAAUUCCUCAACUUUAGUUUAUAAUAACAUCGAUAAAUAGUUGCUUUUGUUCGGCGGAGCUGAUCCUCAAGAACCUCUUAGAGACCUUUAUGUCUAUGAUAUUUUAUUAGGAAAAUGGACUAAGGUAGAAACUAAAAAUGGUGAUGAAAUUAAAGGAUUGGAAAUGCACACAGCUCAUUUUUACAGUGCAGCUUCCGAUUUAAAAAAGAAAAAGAAGAAGAAAGGAAAGAGCAAAAAGGGAUCUAAUAUAGUAAACCUAGAUAUUGGUGACUUUACUAAAGAAGUAGAUAGUUAAGGAUAAGCUAUUCCUCAUGAAGCAAUUAUGAACAUACCAAAGGUGAAUAUAGAGUUUGAUGAAAAGAAUGCAAUAGUUGAAGAUGAUAAUAAUGAUGAAAUUGAGGAAUUUCCUCAUGGGGAUGAAUAAAUUAUAGGUAAAGAAGAAUAAGAGGAAGAAUAAAAGAAUGAAGAUAAUAAAUAAGGAGAAUAAUAAAAGUAAAAAUACAUGAUUGUAAUUGGUGGAAGAUAUCUCGAUCAAGUAAAAAGUGAAAUAUAUUCCUUGAAUCUUUCAAAUUAUGAAUGGAAAAGGAUAAAAGAUUUGCCAUUUGAAAUAUGUGCUCACACAUCAACUGUGGUAGAAGAUUCAAUUUAUAUCUUUGGUGGAACUUCGGGCUAAGAGUUCUAUGAUAAACUUUACAUUUUCUAACUCACUAAUUAGAAACUCUAUGAAUUUGAAAUCACUCCAUAAGAAAAAAAGCAAUGCAUGUUAACUCCAAGAAUGGCAUCAGCAAUGAGUUAUGACCAAGAAUCAAAAAAAUUGUAUAUUUUCGGAGGAGCUUCAAUUGAGGAUGAAACUACAGCUUUAAUAUCAAUCAAUACCAAUAAAAUUAAUACUUCAAACAGAACAAAAAAAAUUUGA
Tetrahymena thermophila SB210 is the source of this 1299-nucleotide messenger RNA. Its product is annotated as kelch motif protein. The transcript is spliced from 5 exons. Gene Ontology annotation, molecular function: protein binding. The record is from RefSeq and is a predicted model, not a curated record. NCBI's taxonomy places the organism in Eukaryota, Ciliophora, Oligohymenophorea, Hymenostomatida, Tetrahymenidae.